ACCCCAUCUGAUAUCCCCCCUUCUUCUCCGACUCCUGUCCCCCCACUCCUCCCCUGCUGCUUCCCCCACCCCACAGCCGCCCCUGGUCUCUGGGGGGCAGCAGGCGGGCAGGGGACCGAGAGCCGCAGCAGCUGGGCCUGGGAGCUUUCAGCUGCCUUCUGACUUCCCCAUGGGGGUGACACCAAUUCUCAGCAGCCGAGCGGCUGGAGCCCGGGUGCCGACCCAAGGGGACACCGGGGACCUGGUGGUUCAAGCCGGGUUCAAGCGGUUCAAGCUCCCUGUGCCCAAAGCAGGGGGUGGGGAUGAAACUGAGGCAAGGGACCGGCUCGGGGCAGCUACAGGGAUGCACGGUGAGGAGCUCAGAUUUGGGGUCCGGUCCCAGUUCUGCCAUGGGGUGUGCAUGGUGGGGGGUGGGGGGAUGUGGGAUUGUGUCUGCGUCAGGUGCUUAAUAAUGCCCCAUAGCCCCUGGGUCUUCCUGUCAGCAGCUCUUGAAGUGCUCUGCAAAAGAAAUUGGGAUCAUUAACCCCAUGGCACAGAUGGGGACACUUUCCUGCUGAGCUCUGGGACGCCAGCCCGGGGCAGAGAUGGCAGAGAGCGCAUGCUGCAAGCUUGUCGAGUAUUUGAACGAUCUAGAAGCGCAGGAGUUCAAGUUUCACCUGGAGAACUAUCCCCUGGAAGACGGCUACAAGCACAUCCCCCGCUCCAAGAUGGAGGCAGCCGAUGCCAUGGACAUAGCUCGAGCCAUGGUCCAAACUUACCAGGAAUCCAGGGCUCUGCAGAUGGCGGUGAAGAUAUUGGACGGCAUUAGCCAGAAGGAUCUGUCGCUAAGGAUCCAAAACGACAUGCCAGAGGAAAGGAUGUGGAUACAUUGCAGAGGAGUCAGAGAAGAGCUACGAGAAUGAUUAAAGGAUUAGAAAACCUGCCUGACAGUGACAGACUCCAGGAACUCGAUCGAGUUAGUUAAAGCAAGAGAAGGUUCAGGGGGGACUU
Chrysemys picta bellii (western painted turtle) is the source of this 990-nucleotide messenger RNA. The record is from RefSeq and is a predicted model, not a curated record. Lineage: Eukaryota; Metazoa; Chordata; Testudines; Emydidae.